UGGUGUCAGUGCAUUUAAGUAAACAAUAGAAUAACAAGGUGUCAGGAAAUGCCAAGUGAAAGGGAAAGAGUUGUACCUGUGGCUUCGGCCUCCUAUUCAAAUCUGGUUGGUUUUAUUUUUAUAUUCAAUCUUAUUGUUGGAACGGGAGCAUUAACACUUCCUGGAGUGUUUGCGAAGGCAGGAUGGUUUCUCGGUUUGGUCGUAAUAUUAUUGCUGGCAAUUAUGAGUUACAUGACAGUCACAUUUAUUAUUGAAGCGAUGGCUGGAGCCAAUGCAAUAAAAAAUUGGCAGAAUCUACAGGUUCGGCGGCGCACUCGAAACUCGAUUGGAAACAGCGAUGAUGAAAGAGAUCUGGAGUCCACUCCACUGAUUGGAUCUGGUGCCGAGGAGAGUCAUUAUUACCAACUAACGCACAAAUUUGAAUUGGGUGAAAUGGCUUCAUUAUUUUUCAACGACUUUGGACGCGUCCUAUUUUAUUUGUGCUUUAUUGUUUAUCUCUUUGGAGACUUGAGCAUUUAUUCAGCAGCGGUAUCUAGAAGCUUGCGCGAUAUUAUAUGCGAACACGAUCGCUCAAAUAGUUCAGAUAUCUCGAUUGUAGAAUCGAAAACUAUGUACCAGCCUGGUAAUUUCCAAAGUAAGGGAAACCACACAUGCUGGAAGGAUCAUAGUAUAUCGCGGAUACACAUGUAUCGGAUAAUAUUAAUUGCGUUUAAUGUGAUUUUCGGUCCAAUCAUACUGUGUGGCAUUCAGAAAACGAAAUAUUUGCAAAUGUUGACUGCGAUCUUCCGUUGGCUGGCGUUUACAUUCAUGAUCUGUAUUGCCACAAAGUUACUCAUCACUGAUGGUGCCAAGGGACAUCCUGUUGGCGUCAAUUUCUAUGGAUCUCCUCCGUUAUUUGGCGCUUGUGUCUAUUCGUUUAUGUGCCACCAUUCGUUGCCUAGUUUAUUGGCACCACUUAGAAAUAAGUCAAAGGUAUCAAAAAUUCUCUCAUAUGAUUACAUUGUCAUUUGUAUGUUCUAUAUUGUUUUAGCUAUGACAGGCAUUUUUGCAUUUGAGCACGUUGAAGAUCUCUAUACACUCAAUUUUCUGCCCGAUCAAGAAAACUCAAAAGAUUUCUUGUCUGGUUUAUAUGUUGUCAUUGACUACUUUCUGUCCUUAUUCCCGGUGUUUACGUUAUCAACAAGCUUUCCAGUUAUCGCAGUGACGCUUAAAAAUAAUCUACAAAUCUUAUUUCUCGAUAUGUCUCGGUAUGAAUCGUAUAAUUUGUGCAUUCGUGCUUUGUUUCCACUUAUGACGAUUUUACCAUCAUUUUGUGUGGCAUAUUUAACCGACAGUCUCUCUACACUUGUGGCAUUUACGGGCAGCUAUGCUGGAACUGGAAUUCAAUAUAUAAUACCAGUUUGUUUGCUAUAUUUCUCAAGGCGAACGUGUACUGAGCUUUUGGGUAGUGGUAUCGUUAACCAUUUUCAGAGUCCGUUCAAAUCAAAUGGAUGGUUAAUAUUGGUUUUAAUUUGGUCUUUCAUUUGUGUCGUCCUAGUGUCUAUCAAUUUGUUCCAUUAA
Drosophila nasuta is the source of this 1560-nucleotide messenger RNA. RefSeq names its product transmembrane protein 104 homolog. Bases 49 to 1560 code for a protein of 503 amino acids. The record is from RefSeq and is a predicted model, not a curated record. The transcript is spliced from 4 exons. NCBI's taxonomy places the organism in Eukaryota, Metazoa, Arthropoda, Insecta, Diptera, Drosophilidae.